UUUAUUUUCAUCGAUUCCAAAUCCAAACAGAGACCCCUAAUAAUCUGGUUGGAAUCAAACUCGAUUAAAAUCUCCCUUAGUUCAAAUAGGGGACGCCCUUAAAGUUGACCAAUUGAAUUGGUGUUGUAUUUCUAUGGAAAGGAACAACCGUUCGCAUGCGUCGAAGUAAGACGCAACUGUGUGCCGAUCGCAGGAACUUCGCUGUCUUCGUUUUCAGAUAUGGCUGGGGGUUUGGGUUGGCGCGGACCGACUGUCGCACUCGUCAUCCUUGUGGCCCUAACAUGCACUCUUGUCGGCGCCGAUACUGAGGCUGAGUUCGUCAGAUCCGAUUGUCAGGAUUUUUCCACCGAAUUGAAAAGUCUCAAGUCUAAGAUCCGUACUUUGGAAUCAUACGUUGAAGAGAAGGGUCAAGAACUGAAUGGAAAGGAUCAGGCGAUUCUCGACAAGGAGAACACCAUAAAAGUGAAAUCAGAUAGAAUCGCGUCAUUGCAAGCAGAAAUUUCUUCUCUGCAGAAAAAAGGGUCAUUGGAUGCUCACGAUCAGGUUGGAAAAGCACAAGCACGAGCUGAUCUUUUAGAAAAACAGGCUGAGAGCUGUCAAAAGGAAAUUGAGUUGAAGAAUGAUCAGAAUAAAGAGCUUGAAGCCCAGAAAAUUGUAACAAAGAAGCAACUGUCUGAAUCAAAUGAAAAAAUACUGACACUUCAGAAUAUCAUCCUUGAGCAAAAGGCUAAAUUACAAAAAACUGAGCGGGCUCUUCAAGUUGCUGAGGAGGAAAUGGUGAGAGCACGCUCUGACGCCUCCACAAAAACAAGAGAGCUAGUGGAGGUACAUGGUGCUUGGCUUCCACCUUGGCUUGCAGUUCAUUUAAUACACUACCAGGCGUUAUGGGAGAAGCACUGGCAGGAAAACAUAAAACCUGCUAUGAAUGUAGUGCUUCAAAAGGCCAUUGAGAAAAAGGCCCAGACUGAAGCAUGGACUGCACCUCACUUGGAAACAAUCAGAACUAAAUGGUUCCCGUGUGUGAAAGAACAAUGCCUUUUAAUGGCUACAUAUGUUGAACCACAUCUUCACUCUCUAAAGACAAAAGUUCUUGAAACGUAUGCAAGCUCCAAGGACGCAGUUACCCCACAUGUACUCAAGGUUCAGGAAAUUGCAAACCCCUAUUUUCAGCACAUUCGGAAAUUCAGCAAGCCAUACAUUGACCAGCUAGCCUCUACAACGAGACCUCACGUGGAAAAAGCACGUCUUGCUGCAAAACCGUACACAAAGAAGGCAGUUCAUGUUUAUAGAAAAUUCCUAGAGUCUGCCACCACAUACCACCAUCAGCUUCAAAGCAAUGUUCAAGACACACUGAAGAGACAUGAAUGCACGAGUCCUUUUGCGACAAAGGAGCUUAUCUGGUUUGCUGCCUCUGCUAUGCUGGCUUUGCCAAUCUUUCUUUUGUUCAAAGUUUUCUCUGCCAUUUUCCGGGCUAAACCAUCCAAUAGAAGUGGUAGCACACACCGUUCCCGUCGUAGGGCAAAACGUGGACAUCAAUCAGAGAAAUAAGGGAGUUGUUGGAUGUUUGUUUGAAAGUCACAUGUAUGAGGUUUAUUUAUUAUAGUACUUGUCUAAUACUAUAUUUCUAAUAUGUAAUGAUUAUUAUCAUACAUAUUUCCGAAUUUUGUUUAAACCUCCCUGGUUUAAGUUUUUUUAAAUUAUCAUUUCUUGCAGACUUGCUUGAACCUUGAAUACAUAUCCCAUACAUUUCCUGUUCGUCUGAACUUCCACCAGUGUCAAUUGUCAUUUCAUCCAUGAAGUGGCAGUUUGGUAACUUAUUGAGUUUCAUGCCAUUGCUUCAACCACUCAUGGAAGCACAUGAGCGUCUCCAGAGAUUAUGCUCUCAAUAUCGUUUUAUAAUUGAUUAGUCUGUUGUUGGAUUCAUUGAACUCUUGUUCCACAUCAACCUUUGAUACAUUCAUCAAACUCUUGGUUUCACUAAACUCUUGUUCUACCGCAACCUCUGAAACUAGCAUUGACAAUAUUGUUUUGCCAUUUUUUGAUAAAAUGCGAAACAUUCCUUGUUUCUCUUUCCACCAGUGGAGAAAGUCAAACUCCCCCUACUUCAUACUUAACCAGAACUGUUACAUAUAAAGAAAGCUCAUUAAUUGAGCUUUGUGCAACAUGAGUAGAUUAUUAUUUUUCCAGAAAGAUUAGAUAUUAGGCAUGGC
Messenger RNA from Cuscuta epithymum, 2210 nucleotides. The record is from the annotation of a GenBank genome assembly. Lineage: Eukaryota; Viridiplantae; Streptophyta; Magnoliopsida; Solanales; Convolvulaceae.